Messenger RNA from Triticum dicoccoides, 703 nucleotides. RefSeq lists its product as uncharacterized. The record is from RefSeq and is a predicted model, not a curated record. Lineage: Eukaryota; Viridiplantae; Streptophyta; Magnoliopsida; Poales; Poaceae. The coding region runs from base 98 to 529 and encodes 143 amino acids. Gene Ontology annotation, molecular function: heme binding; electron transfer activity. The transcript is spliced from 3 exons.
ACCACACGACACCUACUCGUACACACAAAUCACAACCAGCAGCGGAACCAAAAAUAUAGUAGUGGCACAAGCACUAGCUCCGGCACCAACCACGGCAAUGGCUUCACCGGCGGCGGCCUGCCCGGCGGCCUACUCAUGGGCGCCGCAGGACGGGGCACAACGCGGGCAGAAGGUGUUCAUGCAGGUCUGCGCGGGGUGCCACGUCAUGCUACCAUAUGCCGGCCUCCGGGCGGCGGCGCAGGGCGAGGUGGGAGCUCAGAUGGCCGAGAUCGUGGUCGAAGAGGAAGCUGUGAUCGCUGCGAGAUCCCCAUCCGGUGGCUCAUACACGCCGGACCUCACAGCCCUCACCACAAAAAUCCAUGAAGGGGCGGCUCUGUACACCACAGGGGGCAAGAUCGCGAUGACGAUGCCUAGGAUGCUCACCGGCGGUGUCUCCAUGUGCCAAGAGUUGACGAAGAAGAUGGCGCCACCAAGGGCCUUGUGGCUGCAAUUUUCCCAGUCGUACAUUGGGACUAUCCAGAUGACUUGAUUGCCCCAUUGGCGUCCAGAGUUUGGAGUCACACUACGGUGAAGCUUACCAGUUUCUCUUGAAGAUUUCACAUGUAUCUUUGUGGUGAAUUGACUAGUAUCGAUAAUAAAUCCCUCAUGUACGCCAUGUUUAGAAUAUGGGGAAGUUUUCCGAUAACAAGUGUUCCAUGGUUUU